GUUGCAAAUACACAGUUACUAGAGCGGGGCUAGUCAGCGGUCAAAACAGUCAACAUCUCCAGCUAACUUACAAGCGAUUACUAGAUUAAUUAAGGAGUUUCAAAUGAGUUUAGUUUAACACUAAACAUUUACCCUCGGGCUUUUUGUGUUCAGCAAGAAGAAACGAUGGAUAUUAACUACUAUUUUCAGGCCUUCGAGCUGAGUGUGCAGAGCUAUGCUGGAGAAGACCCGCUGGAUCCCUGGGAUAAGUUCGUGCAGUUCCUGGAGAGUAGGCUGUCUCUGGAGGAGAGGAAGGGCAUGUGUGUGGUUCUGGAGCGGCUGGUGCAGACCUUCCUUCAGGAGGAGCGCUACCACAACGACCCACGAUACAUCACUCACUGCGUCAGAUGUGCGAACCUCUGCAGCGACCCCAGCGAGGUGUACAGCUACCUGCACGGCCGGGGCGUGGGAACGCAGGCGGCGGCGCUCUACAUCGACUGGGCCCGUCAGUAUGAGGAGAGAGGCCAGCUGUCCGAGGCUGAGACGGUGUACCACAGAGCUCUGGAGAGCAAGGCUCAGCCGCAGGACCGUGUGCUGCAGCAGUACAGGCUCCUCCAGGGCCGGAUGUGUGCGAGCGCUCCCACAGCAGCAUCAGACUCCGAUCAUGUGCGGCAGCCUCUUCAGAACUCACAGCUGGUGAACCAGAACCCCAGACCGAGAGACACCGCUCAGGCACAGUGCAAGGAUCCAGAAGAGCCCUCUCCUGCUCCUAGAAUGGUGCGAAUAAUCUCCCGCUCGGAGAAUAACCCGGUCCGGACGGGGGGUAACAGUGUGGAGUGUGUGUCCAUGUACUGUGUGAACGAGCUGCUGUGUGAGGGGUCAGAGCUGUCCUUCGAGGAGCUCAGAGCCAGACGCUACUUUGCUAAACGCAGCCAACAGGAAGAACAGCGCAGACUGGCUGAGGAGCAGCGCAGGCUUUGGGAAGAGGAAGAGGAGGUGAGGAAGAUGAAGCAGCUCUUGGAGGAUCUGGAGAAGAAUGUGACUCUACAGCCAGAGCAGGCCUCUCUCACGGGAGCUGAAGCCCCAGAGCCUCAGACAGGACUGCAGCUCCACACCGAGCUCUCCGCAGGGCAUGCUGGGACACGGGACACCAGCCGUGUGAGUCUGCUGGGACAGAUGGAGAGCAGCGCAGUGCUGCAGGAUCACACACAUCACAACACAUCCCUGAUCCACAGCACAGAGCCAGACGCGGCGUGUGAUCAGGGUGAUGUGGAUGCACACACAGACCUGUCAUGUGGCGGGUUCAAUCACUCUCAUGUCACUCCAAACACGUCUCUGGGUUUCGCUCAUGCCACACCGUCCCGUGCUCUGCCUUCUCCCACUGUCAACACGCGUGAGGCUUUGGGUGUGAUCAUGGACAUGUUUCAGGCUCCCACCCUCCUCCAGGAGUCCAUGUUCAACAGCACUGUUCUGCCGGAGGACAGCUUCGAGAAGAGCUGCAGAAUCAGUAGCGCUCCCUCAUGUGCUAAAGCUCCCAGCACGACUCCGUUCAUGAUUUACCAGGACCAAGAUGAGCAGGAGAGCGGAGGGUCUGGUCCGGACAGAAACCAAGCCCCGCUGACCCGAGCGCUGAUGGAGAUCCCAGUGUCCAAGGCUAAUGACACUCCAGUCAGCGCUGAGUCCAUCACGGAUGAGAGCACGCUGUGGGCAGCGCGUAACGUCUCUGUGGGCCCGUGUCCCAACCACACGCGUGACUUCGCCCUGUCCGCUCAUCUGGUGUCCACACCGCUCCACCCUCAUGCUCCACACUCAUGGGACAUGGAGGAGGUGCAAGAGGAAAGCACCGGGGUCAGGGGCAUCAGCGGAUCAGAGGACAACCCCUUCAUACGACAGCCCACCAAACUCAGUCCCAUCAUGGAGCAGAGUCCGGCGGAGGAGAAGCCGGCGGAGCUGGCCGAGUGCAGCAUGCGUGCUCAGGGCACUAUUGUUGGGGAAGGGGUGUCAUUAGCUCAGACGAGUCAAGGGCUGUCUCUGGCCCAACACAGCCAAAGCACUUGCAGCAGCAGCAGACAUCCUCUGGCCGCCUUGUCCUUCCCCGACAACAGCGUCCUGAGGACACAAGACGAGUCCAUGAGGAGCAGCACCAGACCCAGCUGGAGCAUUUAUCAGAGCCCAGAGAAAGAGCCCACACUCCCAGAGACCCACACAGAUGCUCCUCUCGAUCAAGAAAGAGUUGAAGUCCUCCUCCCGAAGAGGUCCUUUCACAGGCGUAAGUCAGGGAGAAAGCCACUGGAAGAGAACCAGGAUGUGUUUCAUGAGCAAGAAGCUCUCAGGAGUCAGAACGCGGCCCUGGGACUGCACUGGCUCCAGAUGAGCAGCUCCACACACGCAGCAGAACCAGAGCUCGAUGUCAUGAAGAGUCCUCCCGCAGUCUCCUGGACGCUCCACCAGAGCCCAGAGGAAGCUCCUGAAACAGACUUCCUGUGGGAGACGGAGCCAGUGGGACAGAAUUCAGAUGUGCUCCCAACACAGGGAGAAGUAGAUGUUCUGCUUCCAAAGAAAUCAUUCCAGCGGCGGAAAUCAGGGGUAAAAGCGCUGCAGGCGUUGCAUGAAUCUCUCCUAAUGAGUCCAAAGCAAGCCCUUAAACCGUCCCAGGAGGAGCCCAGGAGUCCAGAGCCCACACCAGGUCUAGACUGGUUCUGCACAGACAGUGAACCAGAUUUGGAUGUGAUGGCCAGCCCACCGCAGAGCUGCCGGACACCAGAUGCCCCCAUGAGCCCCAUGGACACAUCCAGAGCAGUCUGUGUCCAGCUGCUGUCUGACCCGUGGGAUGAGGAGCUGAUCGUGUCUCUGCUGUCCAGUCUGGAGCCUCCUCUCUCCUCCCACCACAACCUCACCGUCUGGAGCUAUGGCCUGCCCAACAUCACGCCCAAAAUGACCGUCCAGAUCGCUGGAGAGGCGCUGCGAGUCGACUUUGUUCUCGGACAGGGAGCGUUUGCCACAGUGUACCAGGCCACCAACCUCAUGAGCUCACAGAAACUCUUCCUGAAGGUGCAGAAGCCAGCGAACCCAUGGGAGUUUUACAUGGACAGCCAGCUGAACGCCCGCCUGCAGCCCAGCGUGCGGCACCUGUUUAACACCAUAUACUCUGCCCACCUCUUCACCAACGGAAGCGUCCUGAUCGGAAAGCUGCACAACUGUGGCACGCUGCUGAGUGCUAUAAACCUGUACAAGAGCCGCAGUGAGAAGGUGAUGCCACAGCCUCUGGUGCUCUACUUCACCGUCUGCAUCCUGCACAUGGUGGAGCAGCUGCAUCAGGCCAGGAUCAUACACGCCGACAUCAAGCCUGACAACUUCCUGUUGGGAGAGAGGUUUCUGGAGAAUGACUGCUUUGAGCAGGAUCACCUGGAGCACGGCCUGGCUCUGAUUGACCUCGGCCAGAGCAUCGACAUGACGCUUUUCCCAGAAGGCACUGCGUUCACUGCCAAGUGCAUGACUUCAGGCUUCCAGUGUGUGGAGAUGCUGAGCGGCCGACCCUGGACCUACCAGACUGAUUAUUUUGGGAUUGCGGGGACGGUCUACUGUAUGAUGUUCGGGACGUACAUGCAGGUUAAACAGGAAGGUGGCGUGUGGAGAACCAAUGGUGUUUUCAGAAGGAACAUUCACUCUGAUCUGUGGCAGGACUUCUUCCACACGCUGCUGAAUGUGCCGGACUGCAGCUCUUUGCCAUGUCUGCGAAGCCUUCGCCUGCGACUCGACGCCGUCCUGCAGCAGAAUUACAGCAGCAAACUGCGCAGUCUGAAGAACAGACUGGUGGUGCAGAUCCUGGAGGCUCGCUCCUCACGCAGAUGAUCCUCCGAGGCUUCAUUCAGCCGUAUUCAGACACUGUUACCUCUCUGUAGCUGAGACGCUGUCUGUGUAGAAUGAUACACACUGCUUUCUUUUCACUGCUCCUUCCUUUUACUCUGCCGAUUUUAAAUUGUAAAAAAAGCCAAUGAAGCCUUUUGUAGAUUUCAAUAAAUCUUGGUUCAGAAA
Messenger RNA from Carassius carassius (crucian carp), 4014 nucleotides. It is a transcript of the gene bub1, whose product is annotated as BUB1 mitotic checkpoint serine/threonine kinase. Lineage: Eukaryota; Metazoa; Chordata; Actinopteri; Cypriniformes; Cyprinidae. The transcript has 25 exons. The record is from RefSeq and is a predicted model, not a curated record. Gene Ontology annotation, molecular function: protein kinase activity; ATP binding. Gene Ontology annotation, biological process: meiotic sister chromatid cohesion, centromeric; mitotic spindle assembly checkpoint signaling; protein phosphorylation. Bases 166 to 3831 code for a protein of 1221 amino acids.